Molecule: messenger RNA, 975 nt
Organism: Juglans regia (Persian walnut)
Lineage: Eukaryota; Viridiplantae; Streptophyta; Magnoliopsida; Fagales; Juglandaceae
Product: protein FAR1-RELATED SEQUENCE 9-like
Exons: 1
Coding region: 1-975 (324 amino acids)
Molecular function (GO): zinc ion binding
Source: RefSeq, a predicted model, not a curated record
AUGAAUGCUUUUUUCGAUGGCUAUGUUCAUGCAAAAACAAACUUGAAAGAAUUUGUCGAUCAGUUUGAUAGUGCGUUGAAAAAAAAAGUUGAGAGUGAAAAUAACGCGGACUUCCAUUCAUUUAGCGUUACCAUUCCUUGCAUAUCUAGAUCUCCUAUCGAGAAGAGAUUUCAAGAAAUGUACACAAAUGCUAAAUUUAGGGAAGUUCAGAUGCAACUUACUGGCAUUAUCGAUUUGGAUCCAGAGUUACUUAAGAGGGAUGGUGCAGUAAAGACCUAUCUGGUAGAGGACGAAGUUCGGGUUGAAGAGUUCACUAAGUCUGUUACGUUUUCUGUGGACUUUAGUGAGGAAAAUGCAGAUGCUAAGUGUUCGUGUGGUUUAUUCCAGAUGAGGGGUAUAUUGUGCAGGCACAUUCUCGCUGUAUUUAAAUGUAACGGGAUAAAAUCCCUGACAGAGAAGUACAUUUUAGACCGAUGGAGGAAGGAUAUCAAAAGGAGAUACACGUUAAUCGAUACCAGCUAUGACGCAGGGGAUCAACGGCCAGAUUCUUCCAGAUAUGCAAGUCUAUUAAAAAUCUGUUAUCAAAUGAUUACUCAUGCAGCGGGUUCAAAAAAACAUAUUGAGGAUGCCACACAUAAGUUACACGCAAUGAUUGAAUUAUAUACUGAGAAUCAAGAACCCCCAUCGAUUUCCCUCUCUGGUUCGAAUGUUGGUUGUACUCAAAAUGACACAGGCACAGUGGGUAGCUCAAAACAAGUACUCAGUCCAUUAGUUGUCAGAGGGAAAGGCAGACCCCCAUCCCUGAGGAGAGCAUCCAGAAUGGAAAAAGAUAUGCGGAGAGUUAAAGGAAAGACAAAGAAAGCAGAAUUGAAACGGAAACAGGUACUCAUUAUUGAAGCUUUAAAUAUACAUGUUUAUAUCAAUAAAUUUAUUAAUGCAAAAACUUACUUAUUGCAAAUGGUACUUGUUUAUUAG